UUGUUUUGGUUUAUGUAGACUGCGCUUUGUCACGGGGAGCCAAGGUCCACCGUAGUACUUUCAACUGACCGGUACACAUUUGUGACUUAUUGCAUAACCCCGGAACAGCCCGUCCUCCGAGUUCUGUGUUUCACCACCCCCUUUCAGGGCCGUCUCUUGCCUUGUAGCUCCGUUAUCGGACUCAGAAGCUGGCCUGCUUGUUAGCAAACAAGCUAACGAUUGCCAGAUUUCACCCAUGUCAUCUGAAGAAGGGUUGAGCUCAACGAUCACGGACUGGCUUUUCAUCAACUCCUGGUGGCUCCUUCUGCCAUUCAUCAUGCUUCUUGUAGUUGCUGCCUUCAUUGUUGCCUUUGUUUUGCUGUUGUACAUGAUAUCGCCUCUUAUUAGCCCCAAACCUCUGAAACUGAACGGGGCCCACGUCGUGGUGACCGGAGGUUCAAGUGGGAUUGGGAAAUGCAUUGCAAUUGAGUGCUACAGGCAAGGAGCAUUCAUCACUUUGGUGGCACGGGAUGAGAUUAAGUUGCUUCAAGCAAAGAAAGAGGUGGAGAAAUGUGCCAUCAAUGACAAGCAGGUGGUGCUCUGCAUAUCAGUGGAUGUUUCCAGUGAUUAUAGCCAGGUGGAAAGUGUGAUAAAACAGGCUCAGGAGAAGCUGGGGCCUGUUGAUAUGUUAGUGAACUGUGCUGGAUCAUCCAUUUCUGGAAAGUUUGAGGAUAUGGAAGUGGAUCGUUUUAAAAAACUGAUGGAAGUGAACUACCUGGGCAGCGUCUACCCGACACGGGCCGUCAUAACCACAAUGAAGGAGCGAAGAAUGGGCCGCAUCAUGUUUGUGUCCUCCCAAGCAGGGCAGAUCGGCCUGUUUGGAUACACUGCCUACUCCCCAUCCAAGUUUGCCCUGCGUGGCUUAGCAGAGUCGCUGCAGAUGGAGAUAAAGCCAUACAAUAUCUAUGUGACGGUGGCCUACCCCCCUGACACUGACACUCCAGGACUGGCUGAGGAAAAUAAGACAAAGCCUCUAGAGACCAAAUUAAUCUCUGAAACCUCUGGAGUUUGCCAACCAGACCAAGUGGCCAAAAUCAUUGUUCGGGAUGCAGUUCAGGGGAAUUUCAACAGCUCUGUGGGACCCGAUGGUUACAUGCUGUCAGCCCUCACCUGUGGAAUGUCACCUGUCACCUCCAUCACUGAAGGUCUCCAGCAGAUUGUUACCAUGGGAUUAUUUCGGACCAUCGCCCUCUUCUACCUGGGCAGUUUUGACAGCAUUGUGCGCCGCUGCAUGAUUCAGAGGGAGCAGUCGAAAGCAGCUGACAAGAGGGAGUAACAGCAGCCUUCCCUUGAUCACAGCCCAGUGCCCUUCCUCCACCUUCUGGUUUUUAAAGUAUGUAGGCUUUGUAAACCACUGAUAUUACAAAUAUCAGGCCUCCUUGCCUCCACUCGCACAGUGCUGUUCUUUUUUUCUCAAAGAAAGAAAAGGCAACAGAUAGCCUGUCUGACCGGUUGUGCCAAAUAUGGCUUGAAGUUCCUUCCCACCAGGGGCUAUAGUGAAAACCAGAAUGGUAACUCUCACUUGUCAUAUUCUUUCAUGUAUGUUAAAACUAGGUCCACCUUUUAAGAAUUUUAGGUUUCAUGUAAUAAGGCCCCUCCUCUCUACCUUUUCAUAACACAAGCCUUUGCAGGCAAAGCACCUUCCUGUUUGACUGAAUAACCUCUGUGUUUGAAACAGGUUGUGACCCUCAGCGUUGUUUAUGCUGUGGAAUGUUUUGUUUUUGUGCUCUGUGUGUGAACCAAGCCGAGAUGUGAUAAACCGCUUUUCAGUGAUAUCAGAGAGUGAGCAAGCGAGAGAAAGAGAGUAUGUGUGAUGUUUUUGAUUUUUCAGUUUUACUAAUGCAAAAAAUUCCAAGAAAAUAUUAAUAUUCAGACAUUUCAGAUGCUGCGUUGGGGCAAAGAUUUAUGGGUCAACUAUGUGUAUGGAUGUACAUGUGUUUGCUGUGACUGAGCCAACCCCUGGCCUGGGAAGAGAAAAGCCAUUAGAUUUUAUUGUCUCGGGAAUAAACACACAUCAUCCCAUCUUAUUUCAUUGGGGGGGGAAGCAGGUACUAAUUCUAUCGGUCAAAGCCAUUAAGUCAAAAGAUGGGGGAGUGCAGCACAGGUAAUGUCCCUUUUCACCUGUGAAUUCAUUAAGUUCAUUAAUUUUUUUUGUUAAUUAAAUGUGGGAAAGGAAGCGUAUCAUUUUUACAUGCAGUUCUAUGUGUCGGUGCACAUAUUCAGCCACCCCAGUCAAGGUCCAAGUGCAGUCCAUAAUCUGUAGGGGUUGGUGCAAGUCAGGGCAGGGCGAGACUUGCUGGUUCGAGUUAUACCCCUGCAGGUCUAGUGAGGGCGCUAGAGAUUUGUUUUACACGGGCCAAAAUAGAGGGACUAGCGUGGAAGUGUGAUCCUAGUCCCUCUGAUUUUGAUCUGCUAUCAUGCACAGUUGGGACUUUGUCGCUCCCUGAAGGAGACAAUAUCGAUUCCCUCCUGAUUUCCACCAUGCCUUGAAAAUCUCGUAUUCGCCAUAUGUUUUUCUGUAUGUUUUGCAUAUAGAGGGAGGGAAAAGUACAGUGACUCUUGCAAGUCUUCCUUUAGUCUAUCACAAAUGGGGAGAAUGUACUUUUAUUACAAAGCGUACAAAUCAGAACAUAGGAGCAUUGUUUUUUUUUUUUUUAAAUACACCAAUAUUUGAAUGCCAAAAUUUAUUGUAGUAAUUUUUUUUUGUAGAUGCAUUGCAUUUAUUUGAGAUUGAUUUCGAUGUUGCAACUCUGUUGAUCUUAGAGUUAGGUUGUUGACGCUGUGGGGACCCAUUCGAAGCCUUAAGACGUGACUACCGAUGAAGCUGAUGCUAAUAGGAAUGGACCUGUCCACAAAACAAUGUGGCUUAACCCACACGUUGUUUACCAGUUCAUUUAAUACUUAAUCUUUAAAACUUUCCAGUGUGAAUGCCAGGUGUUUCAGUGUAUUUUGUCAGUUUCUAGUCUUUGUAUGACAAAAAAUAAGUCUUACUGAAAUCCAAGAUAUGAAAGUGAGAAUGGAUGACACGUGUUUGAUGAUGUUCUCAUUCGAUAUUGGUUAAACGCAUACUGUUCUGCACACGAGCUUUUCAUAAUUGUACAUUUAUUUUAUUGGCAAGUUCUCUUUUACCUUAAGGUAGCAACACAUAGUUGAUAGAAUAUGUAGCCCAUAUAAAAGCAGUUUUGUUGUAACAUUUUGUUUUAACCGUUUAAGCUAUGCAAAUGAAGCCUAUGCUUACAGUAUGUUUGAACAUGAGGUCACGAUUUAAGUUCUGUAACACUAGUUUCCCCUCUUCAGUGGUGUCACCGUCAGAUACUUAAGAGUUUAUAAGCAUUGAAUAUGACAGUCAUGUUGCACUCUUUUCGUUUAAUUCUUCUUUCUUGCUUUCUUACUUUUUUUUUUCUGCCAAAAAACUUUUAACACCUUCACCUUGUGUGCCAUUGAAAGAAAAUGUGAGAAGUGGAACGUUUCUUUGUCUUAUUUUCUUACAUGAUAAACUAAAUAAAUGCCUGUGAAGAAAAACUAAAUA
This is a messenger RNA of Micropterus salmoides (largemouth bass), 3568 nucleotides long. RefSeq names its product 3-ketodihydrosphingosine reductase (gene kdsr). The record is from RefSeq and is a predicted model, not a curated record. NCBI's taxonomy places the organism in Eukaryota, Metazoa, Chordata, Actinopteri, Centrarchiformes, Centrarchidae. The coding region runs from base 236 to 1315 and encodes 359 amino acids. Gene Ontology annotation, biological process: sphingolipid biosynthetic process. Gene Ontology annotation, cellular component: endoplasmic reticulum membrane. The transcript is spliced from 10 exons. Gene Ontology annotation, molecular function: 3-dehydrosphinganine reductase activity.